Messenger RNA from Benincasa hispida (wax gourd), 1687 nucleotides. RefSeq lists its product as uncharacterized. The record is from RefSeq and is a predicted model, not a curated record. Lineage: Eukaryota; Viridiplantae; Streptophyta; Magnoliopsida; Cucurbitales; Cucurbitaceae.
ACAAUCCCAAAGCCGCCGGCCGCUUCUUCAAAACAAUUAAACACCUUACUUUUUGCCCUUCAAAUUCUCCGGCCGCCGGAUUCUUCUCUGUUUGUUACCAUAUGGAAGAUUCCACAACCCGCCGGCGAGUCGCUGCCUGCAGUGAAAACGCCUGGUGCCGUGCCGUCCCAGGCGGCACCGGCACCGGAAUCCUAGCUAUAUCCUCCACCGCAGCCCCAAAUCUGCCACAACUCCAAAAUGCCCUCCACAAACUCCAAAAUUCCCAUCCUGUCCUCAAAUCCAAACUCCAUUACAACCCCACUUCUUCCACUUUCUCCUUCCUCACCUCUUCCACUCCUUUCGUUCAGCUCAAAAUGUUCGGGAGUUCAGAAACUUCCAAAUUCCUAAAUGACCAAAAUGCCCAUAACAACGGCAACAUUUCCAUUUCCCCAUUCCAGAUUCUCCUCGAACGCGAACUCAACGACAAUACCCCUUGGCGGAACCUACAGUCCUCCGGCGACGGCACGGCGGACAUUUUGUUUGUUAACUUGUAUGAGGUUGGAUUGGGGAAAUGGGUGGCUAUAUUCCGGCUACACGUGGCGGUGUGUGACCGGACGACGGCGGUGUCGUUGUUGGAGGAGCUGCUUGUUUUGAUUAAGAGCGGCGGCGGCGGCGGCGGAGAUAAAAAGGAGGAAGUGGAGCUGGGACUGGAGGAUCUUGUUCCUAGAAAUUUAUCGAAGAAGCCAUUGUUGGCCAGAGGAUUAAAUCUGCUUAGCCACUCUGUGAACUCGAUGAGAUUAACGAAUCUGAAAUUCAAAGAUGUAAAAUCUGCGAGACGAUCGCAGUUGGCCAGGUUUCAGAUCAACCAAACCGAAACCCACAAGAUUCUCUCGGAGUGCAAGUUGAGAGGGUUAAAACUGAGUUCGGUGUUGGUGGCGGCGGGGCUGGUGGCAGCGCACAGCUCCGGCGGCCACGGGUUCGACCGCCACCACCGGAAGUACGGAAUCAUAACGCUAGUAGAUUGCCGGCGGUUUCUGGAGCCUCCGUUGACAUCCCACGAUUUCGGAUUUUACCAUGCUGCCAUCUUUAACUCUUACACCGUAAGAGGAGGAGAAGACCUGUGGGAGCUAGCAAAGAAAGUUUCGACUACAUUGGAGGCUUCCAAGAACUCAAACAAGCAUUUCACCGACAUGUCGGACCUGAACUUUUUGAUGUGUCGUGUCGUCGAGAACCCCAGUCUCACAACGUCGGGAGCAAUGAGGACGUCACUAAUGACGAUAUUCGAAGACACGGUGUUUGACAAUUCAGGUGAAAUGCAAAAAGAUAUCAACAUUGACGACUACAUAGGUUGUGCCUCCAUCCAUGGAAUCGGACCUUCCGCCGCUGUGUUCGACACCGUUAGAAACGGGCGGCUAGAUUGUGUGUGUGUUUAUCCAUCUCCAUUGCACUCUCGGGAGCAAAUGGAGGCUUUGCUUAGUAACAUGAAGGCUCUUCUCGUUAAGGGAUGAAGGAUGGUUUGCAUUUGGUGGGGGUGUUUUGGGAACUUUAUAUUUUGUUUUUCUUCUUCACUACCUUCUUGAAAUUAAGUCAUUUACGAAAAAGAAAAUAGGUUUAAAUACUAUUUAACGCUACAUACGUACUUUUCAGACGUGUUAUUACAAUUAAGUAACUAAUAGACCGAAAAUAGAUUAUUACUUGUUUUAGCUUA